This is a messenger RNA of Rotaria sp. Silwood2, 858 nucleotides long. The record is from the annotation of a GenBank genome assembly. Lineage: Eukaryota; Metazoa; Rotifera; Eurotatoria; Philodinida; Philodinidae.
AUGAAUACUAUUCACGAAAUUUCUGUUUCUGAUAGGCUGCGAAAAAAAAUUGUGAAAACAAGUUACUAUAAUGAGUCUGCUGGUAAAAGUGAUAUUGGUAAUGCUGGUUCGUAUGAUCGACAUGGAAAUCCUAUUGGCAAAGGGUACGAUCUAGGUCAAGACGGCUCAUUUACAGAAUAUAGUAUUUUAAUCGGACAGCUAUAUUUAGGCGGUGAACUUUCCGAUGCAGAAAUGCAAAAGCCGAUUGAGGCCCUGAAAGUGAAAGGCUUUCAAGUCAAACAUGUGAGAGGUGAAAGUGUAUUCUUGUCCGAACUUCGAUCAAAACGCUACCAAAUAGCAUGGGUCAUUAGUACGAGUUCCAUUGCUGAUGCUACAUUCAUUUCGGCUCUAAUGGAAUUCCAUUCGGGUGGUGGAGCCAUUUUCUUGUUCGCCGACAACACACCCUAUCUCUCUCACGCCUCUGAAUUUCUCAACAGAAAGUUUGGUGUUACUCUUACAGGCGACUUCCAUGGCGGUCAAACACUCGCUUACAAAGAGAACGGUCAUCUGGUAGCAGGACAUUUUGGACAGCAUGAUAUUUUCACUGGAAUAAAACAUCUUUAUGAAGGUAUCACUAUUUGUCAUCCAGUCCAUUCCAAUUCGGCAAGUAGAACCAUAUUAAUGACAGUGGCUACGGCUACUGAUGGAAACCCAUGCAUUUCUGCAUUUGAUCCACCAGCGAACUCAAAGGAAGGACGUUUGUGUUUGGACUGUGGUUUCACAAAAUUAUUUAUUAACUGGGAUGACGCGGGCACAGCACGUUAUAUUGUCAAUGUUAGUUGUUGGCUUACUGGGAUCGACAGACGUCAUAAAUUCUAG